Fusarium graminearum PH-1 is the source of this 1371-nucleotide messenger RNA. RefSeq lists its product as uncharacterized. Gene Ontology annotation, cellular component: mitochondrion; nucleus. The record is from RefSeq and is a predicted model, not a curated record. NCBI's taxonomy places the organism in Eukaryota, Fungi, Ascomycota, Sordariomycetes, Hypocreales, Nectriaceae. Bases 1 to 1371 code for a protein of 456 amino acids. The transcript is spliced from 3 exons. Gene Ontology annotation, biological process: base-excision repair. Gene Ontology annotation, molecular function: DNA binding; DNA-(apurinic or apyrimidinic site) endonuclease activity; zinc ion binding.
AUGGUCCGUACUUCCCUGCGCAACAAGCAGACGGUCAACUACAACGAAGAUCACAACGACGACAAGAUGCCCAAGGCGAAAGUUGCGGCCAGGGCCAUCACGACUGCCAGCAAGAUUGUCGAGAACGCCAAUGGAGUAGCCUCAAAAUCUGUUGCCGCAAAGGCUAUCACGAAGCGGAAGGCUGAGCCUGAAGCCGAGCCGGAGAACGCAGCCCCGGCUCCAGCAGUGAAGGCGGCCAAGAAACGCAAAACCAAGGCCAAAGAUGAAGAUGCGACACCCCUGGCAGACCGAACUGCUAUUUCCACGCUCAAGCCUGCUAUGCAUAUUGGUGCUCACGUUAGUGCUGCAGGAGGAGUUCAGAACUCUGUCACAAAUGCCAUCCACAUUGGCGCAAACGCCUUUGCCCUCUUUUUGAAGUCGCAGCGAAAAUGGGCAAACCCACCUCUCGAUUCCGAAGCAAAGAACCAAUUUAUCUCGUUGUGUAAAGACCACAGCUAUAGCGCAAACGAACACGCUCUCCCUCAUGGCUCAUACCUAGUCAACUUGGCGCAAGCGGAUGAAGACAAGGCGAACCAAGCUUAUACAUCCUUUGUUGACGAUCUUCAGCGCUGCGAGCAAUUGGGUAUUCGCCUGUACAACUUCCACCCGGGUUCGACAGGUGGCGAUGCAAGACCUGCAGCCAUUGGACGCAUCGCGGCGCAGCUCAACAAGUCGCACAAGGCCACCAAGACAGUUGUCACGGUUCUCGAGAACAUGGCUGGCAGCGGCAAUGUUAUCGGUUCAACGUGGGAGGACCUGAGGGACAUCAUAGAGCUGGUUGAAGACAAGUCAAGAGUGGGUGUCUGCAUUGACACAUGCCACGCGUUUGCAGCAGGGCUUGAUCUGAGAACACCCGAAGCGUUCAAGAAAACAUUUGACUCCUUUAACGAGAUCGUCGGCCACGAGUACCUCAAAGCCUUUCAUCUCAACGACAGCAAAGCCCCGUUCAACUCCAAAAGAGAUCUCCACGCCAACAUUGGCACGGGUUUCCUUGGACUCCGCGCUUUUCACAGCAUCAUGAACCACGCACCUUUCGCCGGCAUGCCCAUGGUUCUAGAAACGCCCAUCGAUCGUCCCGGCGCCGAUGGAAAGUCUGUUGAGGACAAAAAGGUUUGGGCCGAUGAGAUCAAGCUUCUGGAACGUCUUGUUGGCAUGGACGCCGAGAGCGAUGAGUUCAAGGAGCUUGAGAUAGAGUUGCAAUCUAAGGGCGAAUCAGAGCGGAACAAGAUACAAGAUCAGGUCGAUCGUAAACUGGCCCAGGAUGCCAAGAAGGGGACUAAGAAAGGUGGAAAGAAGAAGAAGAAGAAGGACGAGUCAGAUGAGAGCGAGUAG